Molecule: messenger RNA, 2205 nt
Organism: Cladocopium goreaui
Lineage: Eukaryota; Dinophyceae; Suessiales; Symbiodiniaceae
Source: the annotation of a GenBank genome assembly
AUGAUGGCUUUGGGAACGCUCGAUUUGCCAGCUUUGGCCGAACUUCAGCAGGCAAAUGACAAUUUGAAGGCCUUCGUGAACACAUUUUGUGACGGUCUUCGAGAACAAAGAAUUGAGCGCCAAAAAUUCGAGGAGAAGCUGAAAACUGUCGAAAGCCAGCUUUCAGAUGCAAGUCAAGAACAGGACGAUGUCAAAAGACUGCUGGAAGAAUUUGCAGCGUAUACACUUGCAAUCGCAAAGGCAGAGGAGCUAGUUCGGGCUGUGCUUGAUGACCUAGAAGCGCGGAGGACUUUCAAGGAACGGACGGAGGCCGCCACAGCAUCCUCUGAGAGCCAAGACACCACAGCGGAGGGCAAAGUCGAGAAGAAGAACAGGUUGGGCCGGACGGAGCUGCACAAUGCCGUGUGCAGCGGUGACAAAGACUACGUCCAGCAGCUCCUAAAAAAUCGCGCGUCUGUUGAUGCCACGGACGGAAGUGGCCGGACACCACUACACUUGGCCGCCAGUGAGCUCUCGGAACCGGUCAAAAUCAUCGAGCUACUGCUGGAGGCCAGAGCCAGGACUGAGGCUAAAGACCUCAGCGGUUUCACUCCCUUGAAUUUGGCCUGCGAUUCGAAAUGCAAGGAAGCGGUGGCUGUUCUGCAGAGCGAGGAGUGCCACCUGUACUUCACGGUGCGAAACAACAAGCAUGCCGUGUUGGAAAGGAACAAAGUUCUGAAUUCUGACUUGGAAUCUGCUGUCAACAAAGGCCUGGCCACAACAUUCACAACAAAGUUCACUGAAAAGUGGCAGGGGCGGGUAGACAAAACAUUCUUCUGCGAGAUAUUUGAGAAGGAACUUUUGAGGUUCUCGAAGCUGACACGACAUCAACAUGAGAAGUUGGGGGACGUAGAGAAUUUGCUGAACGGUGGUCCCGUGCAUUUGUCCGCGCCUGCUGGAAGUGGGAAGACAUUUAUUGCUGUGCAGUGCGCCUACAAGAAGAUCAAACAAAGUUCUGAAGGAGUGUUGUCAUUUGUUGCCCCAUCUAUUGAUCUUGGCCUCUAUUUUUUCCAGUGGCUUGCUCAGAGAUUUGGAGAACACAUGUCGGUUCACGAUUUGCUGAGCCGUGUCGUGCUGAUGCAAGCACCAUACGAGUCAUUUAUGACCCUACAUGAUGAAGACGGCCGCUUAAUCACUAAGCCGUCGGAAGGUGAGCCGCAAUUUCUUUUGACCAUUGUCGAUGAAGCACAUGAUGUAUUUCAGUCCAUCGACUAUGACAGAUUUUUCCACAAGGUCAAAGCAGAGCAGCGUUUGCUGCUAUCCAGCAAAUCCCAGGCAUCGGGAACUGAUGUCGUUUUCGCUGGAGCGAAGGAGGUGAAGCUCACUGAAAUCGUGAGAACCACGAAACGAAUUGUUGCAGGUGCUCGUGUGGACUUUGAGAAGUAUGGGCAGAAGACAAUCACUGCACUUUGGGAUUUGAUAGGAACCUAUGCAGGCCUCAGCUUCCACCAGCGCCUUGCCAUGCUUGUGCCAAAUGACACAUUUCUCACGGGAUUCAAAGAACAGAUCCGACGCCUCUUGGCUCAGUUUCCAGGGCGAAAUUUUAAACUCACAUCAUUUCGAGACUCCCUGGCAAUCCUUGCAAACCAAGAGACAAAGCAGACUGCUGAGGCGCUUAUAAUCGACACAGUGGCAAACGCUAAGGGCCUCGAGAAGUUGAUCAUCAUUUGCAUCGGACUGGAUGAAAAACUGGGAGACCAGAAAACCAAUUGUGAGACCCGUGCCUUAAUCUAUCAGGCGCUAACCCGAGCGCAACUCCAAGUUGUUGUGGUGAACCAGCUCCUGCCAGGUGGCUGGUUUGAAUUCCUUGGAAAAGUGAAAUUCAAAGAGGACAUUUUUGAUGAGUCUUCAGCCAUGAAGGAGACCACCACCCAAGCAGCCUCUCAGAGCAUCUCUCAAACAGUGCCAUCCGUCGAGUCAAGGGCUGCAGCAAGCGACAGACAUCCUCCAAGUCCCGGAAGAAUUGCUUCAUCUGCAACCCAAAGAGACAGCCAUGUUCCUCCUGUUCGAGAACCAGAACCACCAAUCGUUUCAACGGACCAGGGGAUUGACCAGCUGAAAGAGCAGGACUCCUCCGUGUGGGACACCGAUAACGACUUUGACACCAAGCAGAUCCAACGGCUUCAGUUUGACCCUCGCAAGGCCUGGAAGGUUGAAAGCUGUUGA